AUGACGGGAUGCAUCGGUCAACUUAUCGAGGGUUUAGUAUCCGGUAGUGCGACCGGGCUCGUGCCACUUUUAGCAUUACCCGUGAGUGUGCAUAGUCACGAGGGCCUAGAUGUUCUUCCCGGCGAAAAUGUUGAAGAUGAAGAAGGCGACCUGGCUUGUACAAAACGGUCGCGAAAAAGCGCACUACCACAAAGUCAUUCCAGCAAAGCCGCCCGAAUCGAUCAUCACGAUAUGCAUGAAGUUCUUCAACUAGGAGAUUUUUCUCGAGUCAGAUCGCUAUCGAACAUGCCGUCUGAAAUCCAUUGCAGAAUAUUCGCCUUUUUAGAUGAUGUGAUGGAUGUCCUGCACUUCAGUCUCAGCAGUCGAUAUUUCUGGGCCGUUGGUCUCUUGCGUAUUGAGGAGCACAUAGUUCGCUCCCUUGCUCCUUGGGCCGGUGAGCCUAUUAUCUGUAUAGAUGAUCGCUGUGGCCCAAGCAAAUAUCCACCUGGUUUGCUCACCCCGGAACAAGAGGCCGAGGUAAGAGAAUUGAACCAGGUCUUCGACUUAAAUUCGUUCUCUAUAAAGAAUUCAUACAAAAGGGUCGGAGGACCAUCGCUCUCACAGAACUUGCAAAAGUCGUUUCUCGAGUACGAGUCGCACUACCCGAUGCCCGAGGUUGACCGUGUCGAGAUCAUGAUGGGACUGAAGCCCGAAAUUCUAGAAUUUUUCCCUCGCGACCAAACAUGGAUUCUACGCAACCUCACUACAAAAGAGUUUGUGAGAGGAGAAGCAAUUGCACUCAGGUGCGAGUUUAUGCAUGGACCUCAGAUUGACGUCUUGGACUUUGCGGAAAUUCUGGUUUCGCGGAUUUCGUGGUCGGAUGCGAUUGAAAAGAUCGGUUGA
This is a messenger RNA of Penicillium waksmanii, 882 nucleotides long. Its product is annotated as F-box protein. The record is from RefSeq and is a predicted model, not a curated record. The transcript has 2 exons. NCBI's taxonomy places the organism in Eukaryota, Fungi, Ascomycota, Eurotiomycetes, Eurotiales, Aspergillaceae. Gene Ontology annotation, molecular function: protein binding. Bases 1 to 882 code for a protein of 293 amino acids.